AGGCGAUUGCUCGGGACUACAUAUAUAGUAAAACAGAACAUGUGUUUUGCGUGAUCUCACAGCGUGUACCUAAUGUGUGUCUGGAGGGGGGGAGUGUCGAGCCGAGCCAGAAUUUUGUGAAGUAGCCUGUCCUUGCUGGAAUUUGAGACAGACUUUGUCUAACGGUGAAUAUGGUGCGGGGUAAAUGCAGCACGAGACUUAUCAUUCCCAUUUUCCUCCUCUGUUCAGGCCCGUUGGCAUUUGGACUUGUGGUGGAAGGAACAGAAGGCCAAACCAUUACUUUGCCAUGUAGCUACAAAGUCAGAAGCCCCAGUGAUAUCACUACGAUGUGCUGGGGACGUGGCAGCUGCCCCAACUCAAAAUGCAACCAACGUCUUAUCGAGACAGAUGGACGUAAAGUGACAGUUAGUUCAUCAAACCUCUACCAGCUAAGGGGGGACAUUGCCAAUGGUCAAGUUUCUCUAACAAUUGUCAAUGCAAGACUGGAGGACCAAGGAACGUACUGUUGUCGUAUAGAGCAUGCUGGUUGGUUCAAUGACGACAAACUCAACAUCCAGCUGAAAGUGUACAAAGCCCCUCCAACUACUCGCCCAACAAUCAAACCAACGACUCGACCAACAACCAAACCAGCAACUCGACCAAAAGCAGAACCAACAACUCGACCAACAACCAAACCAGCGACUCGACCAAAAGCAGGACCAACAACUCGACCAACAACCAAACCAGCAACUCAACCAAAAGCAGGACCAACAACUCGACCAACAACCAAACCAGCAACUCAACCAAAAGCAGGACCAACAACUCGACCAACAACCAAACCAGCAACUCAACCAAAAGCAGGACCAACAACUCGGCCAACAACCAUGCAAAGCAUACCAAGCACAACCCGAGCUACUCCUUUCUCUUCAAUACCAAUUACAGAUAUUGGCUACACAGAGCAACACCUGGGUAAUCUGACAACAGAAAUUUGGAAGCCAAACGAUGGGAGAGAACCAGCUAGCUCCGACAUUCCUUUUGAGAUGACUUCUGCUCAAUCUUCAGUCCUUACUGCAUCGUAUUCAGUUUAUUCCCCAGCUCUGUCAUCAAGAAACGUCACUGCUCAGAAGGCAACGGGUUCUGCUACCACACCGUACGUGUUGAUCACGAUAAUCAGUGCGUCAAUAAUUGUGUUAUUGAUUCUGUCUCUGCUGGUGCUGAAACUGAGAGGGAAAGAGAGAGGACGCUACCUUCUGCACAUGGACCCCAGUUUAGAGCUGGUCGCCCAUGGUGAAGACCAGACCAACGAGAAGAAAUUUAGCUUUGCUGGCGCCGAGAACACAGACGCAAACAAAAUAAUGGUGGAUGAAGAUGACCGUAAUGCGUUAGCCUCCAAGAAAGCAGAGUGGGAAGGCAUAACAGGACCCAGUGAAUCCGAGGCAGAAAUAAAAGAUUCAAAUGGGGACCUGAAACCCAGUAAAUAAUAUGUUAAAACAUAAAAAAAACAACUAGAACGUGAUAAAGACGUCUAGAAUGAGGAACUGGAUCUGGUACUUUUGCAACUUCCUCAUGAAACACACAUUGUGAAGCUGUAUAUAUGGUUUGAUUAUGCUUCGGAUGAUUGAAUUAUUAGUCAGUGACUACUUUUAUUUCGACCAAACACUGCCUUGAUACAUUAUACGUGCAACUGACCGUUCUAGGUUAUCAUAUGAUCUCUGGAUGCGACAUUCUGCUCACAGACGUCGCCGUGAUGAUUGCUUUAUGAUAUGUUUGUUUAAAUAUGUACUGAUCCAUCUGAAGAGGGGAAUGGGAUCUGCAAGUAAUUGCGAUACAAUAAAGGAGAUGGUCUGGGUCAGGGAAAGCUGUCUGGGGCCCCAUGGUCUAUUACAGGUUUUAGACACAAAUAAAGGUCUUGGGUCAGAGAAAAUGGGUCUACAACAAAGGAUACACCCUUAUACAAAGAGAAGUUGACAAAAUCGCAUCUAGGGUGAGAUAUGACAGAGUGGGGUCUAGGAGAAGACAGUCUGCCCACGGAAUAGGGCAACUCUUUGCUGAUAGACCCCUGUAUAUACAUCACACAUACAUUUUUCCUGACCCAGAUUUCCCGUAUUCAUAAAGACCCUGUAUAGAUUACUCAUGCAAAUAGCACUAAUGGAAUCUAUACCCAAACUAGCUGCUAUAUCCUAGCGAUAAGACCAGCAGCAGAAGGCAUUUACACCUUGGACAACUUGGCCAAACAUGUUCUUCGCAUUUUGCUAUGAAAUAACAUUUGGUUCCUGUGAAAUAGAUACAUAUAGACCAUGGCGGAAAGAGCUAUUUCUGUCUAGAUCCGUCACCGCUGAAGCUUUUGUCACCCCCGGAAAUGUUGACACUUUAUUUUGCGGUACAGAAACAAGGCAUCAAUAGCUGAUUUUUUUUCUUUGAAUUAUUCACACAAAGAAUAUGUCAGUUAUAUCUCAACGGUGUCAACCCAAGAGAUGACAUUUUUUUUUUCUUAUCCAACUCAAUAGAGAAAACCUACCACUAAUUGGUAAAUGUAUUUAUGUUGAAAUUGCUAUAAAAUAAAAUGACAAAUUAAUUUUCGAGAAA
Messenger RNA from Spea bombifrons (plains spadefoot toad), 2565 nucleotides. Its product is annotated as T-cell immunoglobulin and mucin domain-containing protein 4-like. Lineage: Eukaryota; Metazoa; Chordata; Amphibia; Anura; Pelobatidae. The record is from RefSeq and is a predicted model, not a curated record. The transcript is spliced from 8 exons. Bases 171 to 1460 code for a protein of 429 amino acids.